Messenger RNA from Brassicogethes aeneus, 1585 nucleotides. The record is from the annotation of a GenBank genome assembly. NCBI's taxonomy places the organism in Eukaryota, Metazoa, Arthropoda, Insecta, Coleoptera, Nitidulidae.
UCUUGUUCUAGUCCUUGUUCAUGCUAGUGCUCGUCUCGGCAAUCCGGCUGCCUAGAAGUUUUUGAAUUAAAUUAUUAGAAUAAUAGCACAAGAUGUCUGCCCCCGACAAAGAUGAGCUAGUGCAAAGGGCGAAACUCGCCGAGCAGGCUGAAAGAUACGAUGAUAUGGCAUCAGCAAUGAAGUCUGUAACUGAGACUGGUGUCGAGCUCAGCAACGAGGAAAGGAACCUUUUAUCAGUUGCAUACAAAAAUGUCGUUGGUGCAAGAAGGUCCUCAUGGAGGGUGAUCUCCUCAAUUGAACAAAAGACUGAAGGUUCUGAACGUAAACAACAAAUGGCCAAAGAAUACCGGGAAAAAGUUGAAAAGGAACUGAGGGAGAUCUGCGAUGAUGUUCUUGGUCUUCUGGACAAAUACUUGAUUCCCAAAGCAAGUAAUGCAGAAUCAAAAGUAUUCUACCUUAAAAUGAAGGGUGACUACUACAGGUAUCUCGCGGAAGUUGCCACGGGAGACACAAGAAAUACCGUUGUCGACUACUCACAGAAAGCAUACCAGGAUGCUUUUGAAAUUUCAAAGGCCAAAAUGACACCUACACAUCCCAUCAGAUUGGGUCUGGCACUCAAUUUCUCAGUUUUCUAUUAUGAGAUUUUAAAUUCGCCCGACAAAGCUUGUCAGUUAGCGAAACAGGCCUUCGAUGAUGCAAUAGCAGAAUUGGACACAUUGAACGAAGAUUCAUAUAAGGAUAGUACACUCAUCAUGCAGCUCCUCAGGGAUAACCUCACACUUUGGACAAGUGACACACAGGGUGAGGCAGAUGAGCAGCAAGAAGCUGGUGAUAAUUGAAGUGUGCGUCCGUUUUUAAAAUUAUUCGUUAAUAAUGAAAUUUCAUGUAAGUUAACGUUCUUGUGGAACUUGGUUGUGAAGUUUCAUUGACAGUUUAAGUUUCAGAAGAAACUUUUGAUAUUUAAUAAUGUUUUUAGGAGAUAUGUAAAAUCGUUAAAUAAUUUCAUGUCACACAACCAGCUAAUUUCCGCAACAAAUUACUUAUUAAGCCAUAUAUUUUUUUUAUUCAGCUGGAGUAUGUGUGAUUAAAUGUCAAUUCUUUUCAACUGUUUGUAUUAUAUUUUAUGAGGUUUUUUAUUUUAUAUAAAUACAACAUAUUGUCUAUCUCCUUCCUAAAAAUCGAGAAGAUUUAUUUGAAAUUUCAGGCACUUUUUUAAGUUCUAACUUGUUAACUAUUAAAAUUAUUAUUUAAUAACAUUGUUUUAGUUUGUAUUAUUUCUUUUUUAUAUUUGUCCAGUUGUUCAGUCUCCAAAAUCAUACCUGUACCCCUUUUUACAUUAAAAGACGCCUAUACCUUACCUACCUAAAACAAACCUUUAGUCCACUAAAUUAUUUUGCACUCCGCUGCAUGCCCCUUGCAGGGCUGAAGUCGGCCUUUACCCCCCUUAUUUACCGUCAACACUCACUUUGGAUGUGCUAUAUAUAAAUGUAUGAAUAUGUAUUCAAAUAAACUGCUAUCAAGCUCUAUUUGUUUUCUGUUGUAUCUGUCAAUAUAUUUGUCAGAUAUCAAUAAAUUUUUCAAAAUC